Messenger RNA from Penaeus vannamei (Pacific white shrimp), 1638 nucleotides. Lineage: Eukaryota; Metazoa; Arthropoda; Malacostraca; Decapoda; Penaeidae. The record is from RefSeq and is a predicted model, not a curated record.
GGACCGCGUUCGUCAUGGCUAAGCAGGAGACGACAGCGGGGCACACGAACCCCGCCUUUGUCAACGAUGAAGGAGCACCAUGCAGGCGCGACCAAGGCAGCGGAAGCAGGCGAGUCAGCUGCUGCGGUGGCCAAGCAGAAGGAGCUGACGAAGGAGCAGAAGCAGGAGAAGUUCCAGAUGCUCAAGAACGUGUUCAUCAUCUCCAUUGCGUUCAUGUUCUUGUUCACCAGCUUCAAUUCGAUGGCGAAUCUGCAGUCGUCGAUUAAUAAAGUCGAAGGCACGGCCGCCCUCUCCACCCUCUACGCCGCCCUCGUCAUAUCCUGCGCCUUCGUGCCCACGUGGAUGAUCAAAAAGUUCAAAGCCAAGUGGACUCUUGCCGUGUCCAUGUUGGGUUACUCGACCUACAUAGCCGCCCAGUUCUACCCUCGGGUGUGGACUCUCGUGCCCACCUCCAUCCUGCUGGGUCUCGGGGCGGCGCCCAUGUGGUCGGCCAAGUGCACGUAUCUGACGCAGGUCGGCACGAAGUACGCGGCGCUGGUGGGCGAGAAACGCCGAGGUCGUCAUCGUGAGGUUCUCGGGAUCUUCUUCCUGUUCUUCCAGUCGACGCAGGUCUGGGGGAACCUCAUCUCUUCUUCGGUCUUGUCCCAGGGGAAGGAAGUCGACGACACCCCGGACGAGGUCGCCCUCCUCUCCUGCGGCGUCAACUUCUGCCCCCACACCCACGCCGAGAACAACAACACCAACCUCGCGAAGCCGCCGGAGUCACAGAUCUACACCAUGGCUUCCAUCUACCUGGCUUGUGCUCUCCUGUCCUCCGUGAUUAUCGCCGUUUUCGUGGAUCCGCUGACCAAGUACGGCGAAGAUGACCGCGUGGGCUCCUCGACCGGCAAGAGCGGCUUGACUCCUCUCGUGGCCACUUUCAACCACAUGAGGCACCCCUACCAGUUGCUGAUCAUUCCCCUCACCAUCUGGUCGGGGGUCGAGCAGGCUUUCAUCGGCGCUGCUGAUUACACGGCUGCCUACGUCUCCUGCGGCCUGGGUGUCCACAUGGUCGGCUACGUCAUGAUCUGCUACGGGGUCUGCGACGCUGUCUGCUCCGUCAGCUUCAGCCCGCUCGUCAAGAUGAUUGGGCGUGUGAGGGUGUUCAGCGUGGGCGCCGUCAUCAACUUGGUCAUCAUCAUCACUCUUCGGUACUGGAUGCCGCACCCGGACGACUUCCUCGUGUUCUUCGUCAUGGCGGCGCUGUGGGGCGUGUCCGACGCCGUGUGGCAGACGCAGAUCAAUGCUCUAUACGGCGUCCUCUUCACCGAUAGUUCAGAAGCAGCCUUUAGCAACUACCGACUGUGGGAGAGUCUGGGCUACAUCCUGGGCUAUGUUGUCACCACAUACUCGUGUAUGAUGACCAAGCUUUACUUUAACAUGUGUAUCCUCGCGGUUGGGAUGCUGGGCUUCUAUGCCAUCGAAAUCUGGGAGAGGAAGAAGGGAAACCACAAGAAGAUGAGUAAAAAGAAAAGAGAUUUUUUUUUUCCUUUUUUUCUCUCUCUCUCUCUUUCCUUCGACGAAAACAAGCAAGUAUUUUUGUGUUUGUACAGAGGCAAGACAAUAAUAAAGCAGGUUGGGUAGUGUAAAUAGAUAGGU